AUGUUUGCAUUCAAUUUAAAACGAAUUGUUCCUAAACGGUUGGGUUUUGAGGGGAAGGUUUUUAAUAAGAAAAAGGCAAAAAUUGCUUCAGGACAUUCCAAAAUCGUGAUCAAGGAGGAAGUGUCAUUAUUUUACAGCCGGCCAAACUCUUUUGAUCAAGCUCUCAUCGGUGAAGAGGUUUUAAAGUCUGUAAAAGAUGAGCUACGCAAGAAUAGUCAUUGUGAAUUAAAUCUGAAUCUCGCUAUUAUUUCAAUAUUCUACCAGUUAGCCUACGGCUCAGAAAGGCUAGAUGUAAAUAUGUUUGAGAUUCAAAUGAGCUUUCUUCAGUAUACACAAUCACCUUUUGUUUUUGAGGAAAAAUUUUCAAAGUCUAAAGUGUUAGACCAGUCAUUUAGAGCUCAAAACGGUUCAUUCACAAUGCAAUGGAACUUUGAGAUGCUUCAUUUUAUGAAAAGGCCCUUUUUAUUUAUCGAAUGA
This is a messenger RNA of Echinococcus granulosus, 477 nucleotides long. RefSeq lists its product as hypothetical. The record is from RefSeq and is a predicted model, not a curated record. The transcript is spliced from 5 exons. Bases 1 to 477 code for a protein of 158 amino acids. Lineage: Eukaryota; Metazoa; Platyhelminthes; Cestoda; Cyclophyllidea; Taeniidae.